Messenger RNA from Frieseomelitta varia, 3154 nucleotides. RefSeq names its product transmembrane protein 185A. Lineage: Eukaryota; Metazoa; Arthropoda; Insecta; Hymenoptera; Apidae. The transcript has 6 exons. The coding region runs from base 238 to 1257 and encodes 339 amino acids. The record is from RefSeq and is a predicted model, not a curated record.
CGAAUGUCGACAGCUGUUGGCCUCCAGCUAAUUUCAGUGCAAUUCGAAUUCUUGCAUGCAAGGCGGUGGGUCUUAUUUUUUUUCCCCCGACAAACGCAAAUGCAGAACCCACCGUUCCUCCUCACUCCGUGAUAAAUUUCUUUGGUAAAUGAAACGAUUUUCAGCGGAAUAUAUGUGCACGAGGUGGUCACCACGAGGAUUUACAAGUUGGCCUAUAGAACCACCGUUUUGAUAAUCAUGAAUCUGCAAACACUGUUUCAGGAUUUCAAUCCAAGUAAAUUUUUGGUACACUCCUGUUUGAUGAUAUUUACAACUUUAUUUGCGCUUCGUUUGGACGGUUUCAUAGAAUGGAGUUAUUGGACUGUAUUUACACCAAUAUGGUUUUGGAAAAGCAUGGUAAUUUUGGGUGCUACUAUUGGAAGUUAUGUUUGGUGGAGGCAUCCACAUGCAAGGUUGGAAGGAGAUGCUUAUAUACAUUAUAAAGCAAUGUUGAUUACAUUGGCAUUACAUUUGAUUCUGUUAAUGUUUGAAUUGUUAGUAUGUGAUAAAUUAGAAUCUGAAAGACAUCUUUGGAUGCUUGUAUUUAUACCACUUAUCUUUAUCUCUGCAGUAUCAAUAGUUGUAUGCAUAUGGGCUGCAAAGCAUGACCGAUCGUUUGAACUUGAAUUAUUCUGUGCAGUAAAUAUACUGCAGUUUAUUUUCUUGGCAUUAAGACUAGAUGGUAUCAUCACGUGGAGCUGGGAAGUAGUGUUUGCUCCCCUUUGGGCACUUCUAUCAUUAUCUUUAGUUGCAGUGCUAUAUGCAAUAGUCUUUGCUGCUGUCUUGUUAAGAACUCCACAAAUUAAUGCCAGACAAAGGCGGACAUCUUUGAAUUCGGCAUUGGCAUAUACAUUUCUUGUGGUUCCAAUCCUUGUGUUUCAAGUACUAUUAGCAAAUAAAUUGGAUGGAGAUAUUUCAUUGAAUUAUACAACUGUAGCAAUGCCGCUUUUAAUAUCUCAUAUAACUCUUAUUUUUAUGUCAUUUGAUGCAAAAGGAGGAAACAGAUGGUGGUUUGGUAUUAGAAAAGAUUUUUGUCAUUUUCUAUUGGGAUUAUGUCCACUGCUCCAAGAAUAUGGUAAUAUUUCUUAUCAACCGAGAAGUGAGCAAGACCAACCACCAUCAGAACCAAUGGUCUCAGAAAAGAAUGAAAAACACGUUAAAAAAGUCGACCUAAUGAAACCCGUUGUACCUAUAAUUUCUAUAGACAUGCCGGAUUGAUUGUAUUGUUUGGGGUCUAUUCAGAUGUAUGAGAUAUUUUUAUCGAUAUGACUGGUUUGUACCAGAUGCCAUAUCUUAACAAAUAAUGGACAGGUGCGUAAAUAAUAGCAGAAUCUAUUAUUAAAAGAGGGGAACCUAUUAUUUUCAAUACGAUAUUUCGUUAUGAAAAUCUUGUUGUUGUUAAUAUUAUGCGCCAAGGCAAUCAUAAUUAUAUGAUCCAUUUUAUUCAUGGGGCUUAAGCUUUAUAUGAUCACCGUGAACAUUUGAUAGAAAAAGUCUUGAAAAGAUUUUUUAAAACGAAUUACUUAAGAGAGAGUUGAAUAUUACUUUAAUAUUCAAGCCCCUGAAGCAAAUUUAGCAGCCACAGUGCUCAAAAUCAUUAUGUCUCUUAAAAUUGCAUCAAUUUUAUGUGUAUCCAAACACUUAAAUUAUGCGUAGAAUAAGCAACCAACCCGUCCAUUUGUUUGAUUGCUCCUUUAUAAUGACAUAGGAUAAUUGCCGACCUAUUUCGUUAAGCCUAUUAUUCGUAAACGUUACGAAACAAUAGCAUUAUUAUUAUUUUGCCAAAAGUAGGAGAUGUAAAAUGAUGGUAAACAUGCCUAAGCUGGUGCUAAAAAAAUUAAUGAUAUCUUAGACAUGUUUUGUAUGCAGCUGUGAACUGUAUUUAAAAUUGAAACUAAGCUUCGGCGUAUCGUGAUCUGUACAGAGCUAACUUGUAAUAUAUUAUAUUUUAAAUAGAUUUUCCUGUAAAUGUAAAUUGUUGCUAAGGAAAAUCUUUCAUGUAAAUAGUACUCCAAGUUUUAGAAUUUGUUAGCAUUGUACAGAUCAUGCUCAAGAGAUUUAUCGUGUAUAUAGCUAAGUUUUGACUAAUACGUAACUGUCUGACUUUUAGUUAAUUAACAUAAAAUUUGUCAACAUUGAAUUAUUCGUAAAAAAAUUUACACGUAUAUAUAUAGUAUAUAUACGUACAUAUACAGAUCACAUAAAAGAUAAAAAAUGUAAAACGAGUAAAUGGACGAUAUAAGUAAUUGUGACGUUACAUUUUCAUUUAAAUAAUUUUUAUCUUAUUCUAAUUUUUAUUGUGAAUGAAACGUGAUCGUAUUCAUCUAGUAAAUUUCAAGAGAUUAUCAUAAUGAACAAAAAUUGUUGAUCAAGCAAAAAGUAAUAAAAUUAAUCAUUGCAUUUGAUUUUAAUUUUCAUGGAAAUAUUUUAUUACGUGUACAAGAGCCCUUUUUCGAGUAAUUUUUAUUUUAACAAAUUUUAAAUUUAUGUAACGCGUAUGUUGAUAAUACAUAGAAUAAAAAACAAAAGUCAUACAUUUACAUUAGAAUAAUUUUCAACAUGUUCCUAAAGUUCUCGCGAUAUUUCUCAUUAAAAUAUCUAUAUUGAUAUUAGCAGGGAGAUAACCAUUUUAAUAUGUAAUAUUAAAGCGUGUUCAAAGGGCUCUGUUACUUUAAGUGUUAAAUUAGUUUUGUGUACGCUUACUACUCAUCAGUUGCUUAAUGAAUGCUAAUGAGUAAUUAAUACGUUUUGUAAUCGAUGAUGUAACAAUCUUAUAGCAUGUUGUUAUAUAUAUUGAAUAAUUUAACCUCUGUCAUAUUUUUAAAAAAUUAUCGAAAAUAUUAUGAUGUUCAUAUAAAAGUAUAAUAAUAUUUAUUCGACACGAUCUACGUGUCAUGUAUUAUAAUGUUAGAAUUGUUGCGAUAAAAAAAAAAUGACACAGAUUCUCAUUUACGAUUAAAAUAUGAUUUAUCGAAAACUUAACCGAAAUUUGUAAACUGUUUGAAACGAUAGAUUUUUAAUCGGCCUUAAAUAAGACAAGAGAUUGGGAUAUAUCGGUUGGGAUAUAAGACUGAGCGCCUCGCAUCCUUAGAAUAGCGUGAAUAAAAUGUAAAAA